Aspergillus tanneri is the source of this 1608-nucleotide messenger RNA. RefSeq lists its product as uncharacterized. Gene Ontology annotation, molecular function: transmembrane transporter activity. The record is from RefSeq and is a predicted model, not a curated record. Gene Ontology annotation, biological process: transmembrane transport. Lineage: Eukaryota; Fungi; Ascomycota; Eurotiomycetes; Eurotiales; Aspergillaceae. Bases 1 to 1608 code for a protein of 535 amino acids. The transcript is spliced from 5 exons.
AUGGACAAGUCAGUACAAGCAAUGGACGUUAAAAAUCCAGUCGACCAGCUAACAUGCAAAGAGGAGCAAUUGGCCACUGUUUCCUUUGGACUCGCAUUCGCGGCACUCAGCAUUCUGACCCUCAUGUCGGCGCUGGACGCGACUUCCCUGUCGAUUGCUUUGCCUCGAAUUUCUCAGACAUUAAACACUACCGCUAUAGAAGCUUUCUGGGGUGGCACCUCCUUCUUACUGUGUUCCUCUGUUUUCCAGCCCAUUUUCACGGCAUUUUCACAUAUCUUCGGCCGAAAGUCUAUGAUACUCAUAUCAGUCGUGUUGUUUUUCGUCGGUGCGCUUGUAGGCUCGCAGGCACAGAAUGCAGUGCAUUUCUUAGUCAGCCGUUCGGUACAAGGUGUGGGGGGCGGAGGAAUCAUUGCAUUGACAGAGAUCGUGGUCACUGAUAUGGUUCCUCUUCGGGAUCGUGGCAGAUGGUUUGGAAUCCUCAGAGGAGCGCUGGUCCAGCGGUCGACUUGGCGUUGGUUAUUCUAUAUAAAUUUUCCAUUCAUUGGACUUGGUCUCAUCUUUGUGGUGAUCUUCCUUCGAUUCAAAUCACUGUCAUCCAACUGGAGAUCCAAACUGGCCCGGGUAGACUGGGCUGGGUCCGUCAUUUUCAUCGCCUCUUCUAGUGCCUUCUUAAUUCCACUCAGCUGGGGUGGUAUCAUGUACUCCUGGUCAUCCUGGCAUACUGUGGUCCCACUGGUUGUAGGAGCGGUGGGGAUUGUCGUUUUUGGUUUUUACGAGAAACAUGUGGCAGUCGAGCCCAUUGUCCGACUAUCGAUUUUCAAAACAUGCACCGCCAUCAUCUCGUACUUGGGCACCAUCCUGCACGGGAUGAUCCUCUGGUGUGUGCUCUACUACAUGCCGCUCUACUUUGAAGGAGUGAAAGGAUAUACUCCAAUUCUGUCUGGCUUGUCUUGUCUUCCAAUGACGUUCACGGUUGCCCCAGCUGCCGGUGUCGUUGGUAUUAUCAUCGCAGUCACCGGUCGCUAUCGACACACCAUCUGGGUUGGCUGGACGUUCAGCACCCUCGGCCUCGGUCUCUUAUAUCUGCUCGACGUCCAUACACCUAUUGCAUUGUGGGUCUGCGUCAUGAUCGUCGGUGGGACCGGGCUUGGAAUACUUUUCCCCUCCAUGGCAUUUGCAAUUCAGGGCUCUGCUGUUGAUGCAGACGUCGCAUAUGCAAUCGGGAUGUUCUCCUUCUUCCGUGCCUUCGGCCAGACGGUGGGGGUUGCAGUUGGUGGAGUGAUCUUUCAGAAUCGCAUGCGGAUCGAGCUGCAGAAAUAUCCCAAGUUCGCGCCUCUAGCAGCCGGAUAUGUUCAGGAUGCGACGGCACUAGUGGAAAUUAUCAAGAGCAUGAGUGAUUCGGUCGAAAAGUCAAACCUCAAACAGGCUUAUGCCGAUGGUCUUAAGCCUGUGUGGGCCACAUGUUGUGGACUUGCCGGUAUUGGACUUGUUCUAAGCUCAUGGACGAAAGCCUACAGUCUUGAUCGUGGGCUUGUCACCGAGCAGGCCUUCCAACACAGGAAACUACGGGCUGGCCGUUCUCGGCAUGAAAUCGCCCAGUUAGCAUAG